UGUGCGUGUGUGCGGGCGUGUCCUCUCGCUGCUGAAACCUAUUUUAAUCCACUGCCGGCUGUGUCAGCGCCUUACGGUAGUUCUAAAACUACAGGUGCAUUUCGCCGGUAUUGAUCCACCUCUAGCUUCUAGAAUUAGGCUUAGUGUUGUGGAUAUGGACGAUGAACUGGAGACAUUGGGGUGGUACCACUUGGGCCUGUCCCGUCACACGGCCGAAGCUCUUCUGUUGUCCAAUGGCACGGAUGGCAGCUACCUCCUGAGGAACAGCAAUGAUGGUCCUGGCUGCUUCGCUCUAUCUGUCAGGGCUAAAGACUCAGUUAAACAUUUCCAUGUGACACGAACAAGCAAUGGUUACACCUUUGGAUUCAAUGAAUUUCCAUCUCUCCAAGAUUUUGUCCAACAUUUUGCCAACCAACCACUGCUGGGCAGUGACACAGGUACACUCAUUGUCCUUAAAGUCCCAUAUCCUUUGCAAGUGGAAGAGCCGUCCAUCUAUGAGUCUGUGCGGGUUCAUACUGCCAUGCAGACAGGGAGGACAGAAAAAGACCUGGUGGCAAACGCUCCAUCGCUUGGCACCAAGGAAGGCUAUUUGGUGAAGCAAGGAGCCAUCAUAAAGAAUUGGAAACAGAGAUGGUUUACAUUAAACAGAUAUGAACUUAAAUACUUCAAAGACAAAAUGUUGGACGAGCCCAUUCGCAUCCUGGACCUGACAGUCUGCUCUGCGGUCCAGUUUGACUACACGCAGGACAGAGUGAACUGCUUUUGUCUAGUGUUCCCAGAAAGGAUAUUUUAUCUGUGUGCCAAGACUGGUGUGGAGGCAGAUGAAUGGAUCAAGAUAUUACAAUGGAAACUGUCACAAAUUAGAAAAGGACGAUGACAGUGGGAAGAGAAGAAGCAGAAUAUUCCUGUACUGCAAGUUUGAAAUUGAAGAUAGCAACUUGACUU
Hypomesus transpacificus is the source of this 945-nucleotide messenger RNA. RefSeq names its product dual adaptor of phosphotyrosine and 3-phosphoinositides (gene dapp1). Bases 155 to 877 code for a protein of 240 amino acids. The record is from RefSeq and is a predicted model, not a curated record. The transcript has 9 exons. NCBI's taxonomy places the organism in Eukaryota, Metazoa, Chordata, Actinopteri, Osmeriformes, Osmeridae.